Messenger RNA from Plenodomus lingam JN3, 987 nucleotides. RefSeq lists its product as uncharacterized. NCBI's taxonomy places the organism in Eukaryota, Fungi, Ascomycota, Dothideomycetes, Pleosporales, Leptosphaeriaceae. Gene Ontology annotation, biological process: positive regulation of ATP-dependent activity; protein folding. Gene Ontology annotation, cellular component: cytosol. The record is from RefSeq and is a predicted model, not a curated record. Gene Ontology annotation, molecular function: protein-folding chaperone binding; ATPase activator activity.
AUGGUCCUUCAUAACCCGAACAACUGGCAUUGGGUCAACAAGGAUGUGUCAGGCUGGACGAGGGAGUACUUGGAGAAGGAGCUUGUACAGAUUUCGGUAGAGGAUGGCGGUGUCUCUGCCAAAAUCGACAAGGUGGUCAGUAUGGACGGUGACGUGGAUGUCAGCCAGCGCAAGGGCAAGGUCAUCACCAUCUUUGACGUGAAGCUUAAGUUGGAAUACUCUGGCAAGAACGCCGAGGGUGAGGAAGCUAGCGGCACCAUCACCGUCCCCGAGGUCGCCCACGACACUGAGGAAGACGAGUAUGUCUUUGAGAUAGAUGUCUACUCUGACGAGAGCAGCAAACAGCCCGUCAAAGACCUAGUUCGAUCCAAGAUUGUGCCGCAAUUACGCAAGAGCUUUGCAAAGAUUGGACCGGCAGUCAUGGAAGAACAUGGAAAAGACAUCCAGCAUGCCCCAGGUACUAAUCCUGGUAGCGGCUUCUCUGCGCCGAAGGUGUACUCGAGUUCCAGUGUGAACAAGUCUGAGUCGAAGACAGACUUAUCCGGAUCGCAGAAGAACAGCUCGGGCACGGUCGUCAACGUGACUACUAUCAACGACAGUACAGAGUUCCGCACGGAUGCGGCGAACUUGUACCAAACCUUCACCGAUCCUCAGCGCAUUGCUGCCUUCACUCGUUCCCCUCCAAAAUUCAACGGUGCGCAACCGGGAGCUACAUUUGAACUGUUUGGUGGCAAUGUGAGCGGAGAGUAUGUUGAGUUGCAGGAGCCUACACAUAUUGUCCAGAAAUGGCGAUUGUCUCAGUGGCCAGCAGGUCAUUACUCGACGCUAUCGAUCUGGUUCGAUCAGAACGACAUUGAUGCAGUAACGGUGAUGAGAGUUGAGUGGAAGGGUGUGCCUGUUGGUCAAGAGGAGCCAACCAAGAGCAACUGGGAUCAGUACUACAUUCGAAGUAUCAAGCAGACCUUUGGGUUUGGUUCGAUAUUGUAG